AUGCCAGGCCAUUUACAAGCCAUAUGUUUGCCAAAAGAUGUAAUAGAACCUAUUCUACUUUUACCAAAUCAACAUGUGACUGAAUUGUUAAUACGAGAAGCUCACGUCCGUUGUGGGCAUCAAGGAGUGAAUGGCACUCUUGCUAGCGUCCGCAGGCAAAUAGUACGCAAAUGCUUGAAACAUUGCCUCACAUGCAAGAAGUGGAACGGCAAGCCAUACUUCUACCCAACAUCUCCACCAUUGCCUACAGCUAGAACUCAACCAACCAAACCGUUCUCACACAUUGGAAUCGACUUAGCCGGACCAUUCACAAUCAUUGAUUCAGACCACAACAAAAUCAAAAAAUGGAUAUUUCUAUCUACUGGCAUGACUACGAGGGCAAUACAUCUCGAAGUGACUAAAGAUCUAAGUGCAUUACAAAUAAUCAAUGUCCUCAGAAGAAUAAUUUCUAGAAGAGGCAAACCGCAACUCAUCACAUCAGACAACGCCACUAAUUUUAAGCAGCGUGGUGAGCCGGCGGAAGGAAAGCUCAACGAGACAUCCGGCUGCCUAAACCGACGAUUCCCGUCUCGAGGCGUUAUUGAUUAUCAGUGGGGUUUGCAGAACAUCUCGUGGAUCCGGUCG
Molecule: messenger RNA, 624 nt
Organism: Ostertagia ostertagi
Lineage: Eukaryota; Metazoa; Nematoda; Chromadorea; Rhabditida; Trichostrongylidae
Source: the annotation of a GenBank genome assembly